AUGCUCAAGACCUUGGGGCAUGACGAGAGUUCCGAAGCCAAAGGUGUGUUUCAGGAACGCGCAAGUGACAGAUGCAAAGACGAGCUUGAGAACGGUGAUGACCAGGAGGAUUUGGAUGAGGAGGAGGAGGACGACGACAGAAGGCGCGUGACUCCUUCGCACGUCGAACGGGAAUUCUUCUUAGGUAGCGACUCCGAGCAACCUCUGCAAGAGGUGCCGCGUCCACAGGAGAUCGAUCCAAAGCUGGAGGCAGUUCAUGCCGCUCAGGCAUUCAUGUUCACAAAAUCCGGUGGAACACGGAAAGCGUUGGUCGACUGGGGUCCCAGGACUGGGCACAUCCGCCUGUGGAAGGACAAAUAUGGAGAAGGUUGGAUUGAACCAGAAGAGCCGAUUCAGAAUGAUUGCAUGCACCCAUCCGGAAUGGUUUGGUUCUAUGAUCGCGAAGCCUCGGAGAAUUUUACAAAAAAGAGCAUUGUGGACCUUCGAGUAAAGUUUAUGCUCUACGAGCAGAACUUUAAGUUGGGUGCUGCUUUUGUGACGCUAUUGGAACGACCAGGGGAACAACAAAAGAGUUGCUCCUCAUCGCUGCCGCGGCGCCAAAGAGCCCGCGAAGAGUUGCAAACGGAGUGUCGAAAGCGACGAAGAACAGAGGAGGAAAACGAGGGAAUUGAGGAAAGACAAAGCGAGGAGGAAAAUCAAGGCGAGCUAGCCGAGAUGGCCGAAAUGGAGAAUGAGAGCUUUUGCGACGAAGAUGCUGGGCAGGACGGCAGCCAAGACAGCCCCCGUAAUUCUCAUGCUGCAAAUGCCGUGUAUGAGAAGUACGAUGAAGACGAGGAGGACGACAAUUACCAGCAGGAGCUUGACGAAAUACCACAGGUGCCGCAGCCGCCAUGUGAGCCUCCUCCAAAGCGGCCAAGAGCUGGAGCCCCUGGAGCUGCCCAUCAGAAUGCAAAGUCAAUGUUGCAAACUGAGGUUCCACUAGCAAUGAAAGGGCUUGCGGAGAAAGAAACCAUUUGGUCACCUUCAGACCUCUCUAAACGAACUCUGAAGUACUUCGUUGGAGGUCUGAGUGCAGCCGAACAUCAGGAUGACUGGAAUGCAGCUGCCGAGAAGUUCAUAAGGAACAGCCUUGAUUCAUUUUCGAGAGCUUGCAGCAGCAAACCCUGGUUCUUAGACGCUGAAGAUUUGCUGAAACCGAUUCUCCAUUCGGUUUCCUGGGAGCUGAUACAGGACUGCAGCGAUGCAUCAGAGUGCUCGUCCGAGUCACUACAAGAGCUGGUUGAAGAGUGCUAUGGAAAGAUGAUGGACGGGUGCAACUUUGACCAUUCUGUGCGAGAUGCUGUGCGCCAAUCUUUCGGCCAGCAUGGAAAAGAAAUCGAAGCGAAGGUGGUCACUGCUUUGCUUCGUACUCACGAAGGGGCAGUCAAAAAGGCUACUGAAGCAGAAGGUAGCAGCAUGCGAAAAAUAGAGGCCUUUACAAAGAGUUGGAUGAACCUGGGCAUGGAUCGAGCAUCUGUGAUGCUGAGUCACCCCGAAGAGCUUUUUUCAGAAGAUGCUAUUCUGGAGCUCUUCAGAUUGUUGUUGUCUCCGACAAUUUGUGAAAGCUACACUUGCGUACCACGACACUUGAGGAGCCCAAAAGGAAGGCCUCCCAGAAAUUGGAACUACAUUCGCCCAUGUGUGCGAGAGUUGCUGAAGCGGUGGAGAGAAGCAAGAGGAAGCGGCGGGAAAUCGCAAAAGAAUGGAGAUAAAGUCGAGAAGAAUCCGUUGCCCAAACGAGUGAUGCCAGCAGCUCUGAAAGCAAAGAAGUGA
Molecule: messenger RNA, 1812 nt
Organism: Cladocopium goreaui
Lineage: Eukaryota; Dinophyceae; Suessiales; Symbiodiniaceae
Source: the annotation of a GenBank genome assembly